Molecule: messenger RNA, 2575 nt
Organism: Meriones unguiculatus (Mongolian gerbil)
Lineage: Eukaryota; Metazoa; Chordata; Mammalia; Rodentia; Muridae
Gene: Dyrk1b
Product: dual specificity tyrosine phosphorylation regulated kinase 1B
Exons: 11
Coding region: 137-2209 (690 amino acids)
Biological process (GO): peptidyl-threonine phosphorylation; peptidyl-serine phosphorylation; protein autophosphorylation
Cellular component (GO): nucleus
Molecular function (GO): protein serine/threonine/tyrosine kinase activity; transcription coactivator activity; protein serine/threonine kinase activity
Source: RefSeq, a predicted model, not a curated record
GGUGGCGGCGGCUGCUGUUGUCACCCACCCGGCCGCCUGUCCCGCUUGCCCUCACCGCCGAGGGCUGGCCAGGCCAGCCGGGCCCGGGACAGGCGGCCGCCACCUCGUCACCGCCACCGCCGCCACCAUCAUCGCCAUGCUGGCCGCUCGCCCACCGCACUGGGGGCCCCACCGCACUGCUCCAGCCCCCCGUGGGCCCAGCGCCAGCCCUGACCCGGGUCUCAGCGGCGGUGGCAGCCGAGGUGCAGGAUGCGAGAAGGCGCCCCCAGGCCGGGCUCCCGCUCCAGGCCUCACACCCCUGCGGCCCUCUGAGCCCACCAUGGCCGUCCCACCAGGCCAUGGUCCCUUCUCUGGCUUUCCAGGGCCCCAGGAACACACACAGGUACUGCCUGAUGUGCGGCUACUGCCUCGGAGACUGCCCCUGGCCUUCCGGGACGCCACCUCAGCCCCACUGCGCAAGCUCUCGGUGGACCUCAUCAAGACCUACAAGCACAUCAAUGAGGUAUACUAUGCGAAGAAGAAGCGGCGGGCCCAACAGGCGCCACCCCAGGACCCGAGCACCAAAAAGGAGAAGAAGGUCCUGAACCACGGCUAUGACGACGACAACCACGACUACAUUGUGCGCAGUGGCGAGCGCUGGCUGGAGCGCUACGAGAUCGACUCUCUCAUUGGCAAAGGCUCCUUUGGCCAGGUGGUAAAAGCGUAUGAUCACCAGACCCAGGAGCUGGUGGCCAUCAAAAUCAUCAAGAACAAGAAGGCCUUCCUGAACCAGGCGCAGAUCGAGCUGCGGCUGCUGGAGCUCAUGAACCAGCACGACACGGAGAUGAAGUACUACAUAGUGCACCUGAAGCGACACUUCAUGUUCCGGAAUCACCUGUGCCUGGUGUUUGAGCUGCUGUCCUACAACCUGUAUGACCUCCUGCGCAACACACACUUCCGAGGGGUCUCGCUGAACCUGACGCGGAAGCUGGCGCAGCAGCUCUGCACAGCGUUGCUCUUUCUGGCCACACCUGAGCUCAGCAUCAUCCACUGUGACCUCAAGCCUGAGAACAUCCUGCUCUGCAAUCCUAAGCGCAGCGCCAUCAAGAUCGUGGACUUUGGCAGCUCCUGCCAGCUUGGCCAGCGGAUCUACCAGUACAUCCAGAGCCGCUUCUACCGCUCCCCCGAGGUGCUCCUGGGCACCCCCUACGACCUGGCCAUCGACAUGUGGUCCCUGGGCUGCAUCCUUGUGGAGAUGCACACAGGAGAGCCCCUCUUCAGUGGCUCCAAUGAGGUGGACCAGAUGAGCCGCAUUGUGGAGGUGUUGGGCAUCCCGCCCGCGCCCAUGCUGGAGCAAGCACCCAAGGCUCGAAAGUACUUUGAGCGGCUGCCUGGGGGUGGCUGGACCCUACGAAGGACAAAGGAACUCAGGAAGGAUUACCAGGGCCCCGGGACACGGCGGCUGCAGGAGGUGCUGGGCGUGCAGACGGGCGGGCCCGGGGGCCGGCGGGCGGGGGAGCCGGGCCACAGCCCCGCCGACUACCUCCGCUUCCAGGACCUGGUGCUGCGCAUGCUGGAGUAUGAGCCCGCCGCCCGCAUCAGCCCGCUGGGCGCUCUGCAGCAUGGCUUCUUCCGCCGCACGGCCGACGAGGCCACCAACACAGGCCCGGCAGGGAGCAGUGCCUCCACCUCGCCGGCGCCCCUCGACACCUGCCCCUCCUCUAGCACCGCCAGCUCCAUCUCCAGCUCUGGAGGCUCCAGUGGCUCCUCCAGUGACAACAGGGCCUACCGCUACAGCAACCGAUAUUGUGGGGGCCCCGGGCCCCCUAUCGCCGACUGUGAGAUGAACAGCCCCCAGGUCCUACCCUCCCAGCCGCUGCGCCCCUGGGCGGGGGGUGAUGUGCCCCACAAGACACAUCAAGCCCCUGCCUCUGCCUCGACAUUGCCGGGGACUGGGUCCCAAUUACCCCCCCAACCCCGAUGCCUUGGACGACCCCCAUCACCAACGUCACCACCCCCCCCAGAGCUGAUGGAUGUGAGCCUGGUGGGCAGCCCUCCAGACUGCUCCCCACCUCAUCCAGCACCUGCCCCCCAGCACCCAGCUGCCUCAGCCCUCCGGACUCGGAUGACGGGAGGCCGACCACCUCUCCCACCCCCUGACGACCCUGCUACUUUGGGGCCUCGCCUGGGCCUCCAUGGUGUACCCCAGAGCACAGCAGCCAGCUCAUGACCCUGCCCCCUCCCUGGGGCCCCUCCUGAAGCCAUACCCCACCCCCAUCCGGGGGCCCUGGGCUCCCAUCCUCAUCUCUCCCCUUGACUGGACUUGCUGCUACCCAGCUGGGGUGGGUGAGGCCUGCACUGACUGGGGCCCAGGGCAGGGGGUCAAGGGAGAGGGGUUUGGCCGCACCCUUCCCACUAAGCCUGGACCCUUGGCUCCCCCCACCCCCUUGUUUUCUAUUUAUUGUACCAAAGACAGUGGUGGUCCGCUAGAGGGGAGAUUCCCCCUUACCCCAGGGCCCUCGGAGGGGGUGGGGGCAGGUAGGGGGAGAUGGCCUUGCUCCUCCUCGCUGUACCCCCAGUAAAAAGCUUUCUCACA